AUGCGUGCGAUUCUUCGUCGUCUCUACCCUUCGGCCAAAUUUCCCGUCGCUCGGUAUCCAGUCGCGCGACCAUUCUCCACCCAGAGAGAACCAAGACAGGCCUCGUCUUUUUGGACUAUCACCUUUACACUCGCCAUCGUUGGAGGCGGCGCUUGGCUCCAGGACAAAUACUACAAUCCAAAACCAAUCCCGAAAGCAGUAUUGCAACAACCUACUCAACAGUCCUUCCUCGGAGUGAUUGAUACCCUAGCAACGAUGCCCGCCGAACCCGCCCCCGGAACAGUCGGGAACCUCACCCCGGAGCAAGAGGUUAAACUGAAGGAAUUCUGGGUCCUUGCGCUGAAGGUCUUUGGUCUUACGCUCGAAGAACUCGAGGCCCCUGCCCAACCGACCAGCGAUGCCGCACCCGCCCAGGACAAGAAGAAGGCCAAGGGCAGGUGGGCAAUCUGGGGCAAGGGUGACGACGACGACACGAAGAGCACAUCUUCCGAUGCUACAAGCGUAUCAAUCGCCGCCGAAGACGACAAGUAUGGCCAGUCCAAGGAAUACAAGCAAGCGCUUGAGGAUAUGAAACCCGAGGAAAUCCGCACAGCCUUCUGGAGCAUGGUGAAGGGCGAUAACCCCGACUCUCUGCUUUUGCGGUUCCUGCGCGCUCGGAAAUGGGAUACCAAGAAGGCGCUUGUUAUGCUGAUUUCGACUAUGCGCUGGCGAUUGCUGGAGAUGCACGUCGAUGACGAUAUCAUGUUCAACGGCGAGGAACUGGCCCUCAAGCAGUCACAGGGCACUGAUGCUAAGGAGAAGAAGAAGGGAGAUGAUUUCCUGACGCAGAUGCGUCUUGGCAAGAGUUUCUUGCAUGGAGUCGAUCGGGCUGGUCGACCCAUCUGUGUUGUUCGUGUUCGUCUGCAUAAGGCUGGCGAUCAAGAUAAUGAGGGCUUGGAACGCUUUACUGUGUAUACAAUUGAGACUGCGAGAUUGCUGCUCGCUCCACCGGUUGAGACUGCGACUAUUGUCUUUGAUAUGACCGACUUUGGUGUCGCUAACAUGGACUAUGCCCCCGUGAAAUUCAUGAUCAAGUGUUUCGAGGCCAACUACCCCGAGUCUCUCGGAACAGUGCUGAUCCACAAGGCGCCAUGGCUCUUCUCAAGCAUCUGGAGUAUCAUCAAGGGCUGGCUUGAUCCUGUCGUUGCGGCCAAGGUCCACUUCACCAAAAACCGCCAGGACCUCGAGAAGUUCAUUCACCCUAACCAGAUCAUGAAGGAGCUGGAAGGCGAUGAGGACUGGGAGUACAAAUACGUCGAGGUCGGAGAGAACGAGAACCCCAAAAUGGCCGAUAAGGAAACCCGUGACACCCUGAUGGCCGAGCGACAACAACUCGCCAAGGAGAUUCAGGACGUCACAAUCGAGUGGAUUCGUGCUAGCUUCAAGAAGGAGACUGCCGCUGCCUCUGCCGCUGAGGAAAAGCGCAAUGAGUUUGUUGAGAAGCUGCGCAGCCAAUACUGGGUCCUUGACCCGUAUGUGCGGGCUCGCUCUCUCUAUGACCGACUCAACAUUGUCCAGGGAGGUGGCAAGAUCGACUUCUACCCUGAUGCCGCGAAAUAG
This is a messenger RNA of Penicillium salamii, 1599 nucleotides long. Lineage: Eukaryota; Fungi; Ascomycota; Eurotiomycetes; Eurotiales; Aspergillaceae. The record is from the annotation of a GenBank genome assembly.